GGCACGGAAGAUGUUACGCCUUGUCAAAGUAACCCAUUAUAACACGCAAAACUCAUAAUUCAAACAUCGUUUAUUCACCUUCCAAUCCUUUGACAUAAUCAGGAAAUUGAUGCUACGCUGGUGGACCACGUGGCAGGUGUAGACGGAGGGGAUAGCAAAGCAGUACGCCAUGAUGGCACACUUGAUGUCAUUAGAAUAUAUCGUCAUAUCUCUUCCCGGUGACUGAUUCACGAUCCACCAAUCAAACGGACAGCAUUUUGAUUCAACAAACACCAAUCAACGGCCCAGAUGUUAUAUCGCCGGUGGAGAGAUCUCGCGCCAACCAGAUCCAGCACCAAAAGCAGGAAGCAACGGGAAAGGAAACUGGGGUCCCAAUCCAAUGGGUGCCAUCAUUGAGGGCCUGACGUCAUGAGACAACGUCAUCCCUCCCCCAGCAGCCGACGUCAUCACGGUGGCCUGUUGUUGUCCGCACCGUCGCUGUUGGGUAUUUCUGGCCCGACCCACCCGAAGCCGAAGAUCAACCUUGCAGCAGGAGACCCAGAAAUUGGAGAGAAGGAGCGUACGCCGUGAACUAACGGCACCGACUAAAAUGGAGACGGCGACGAGGAAACGGCCCGGAGACGGCGAAGAGGAGAAGAGGAGGACUCGGGCGCGAGCGGAGGACGAGAGGGAUCGGUCGGUGACCGACGACGAGGUGGAGGAGUUCUACGCCAUCCUUCGACGGGUGCGGGAGGCGGCGAGGUGCUUCCCCGUUAGGGAGGGUAGCGGCGGCGCUGGCAUCCGGCGGAGGGUAGCGGCGGAGGGGCAGUCGAGGUGGCGGCCAAGGUUCGAGAGAGAGGACUUCGAGGUUGGGAGCAACUUUAGGGAUGACCGGAGGAGGAGGGGAGCGGAGGAGCUGGCAACCGGUGGGGAGGCAACGGCCGAGGAAAGGGUCGCGGAGAACGCGAUCCCGGGGCGCCUCGAUCUGAACGCCGACCCGGCACCCGAAGGGCUGGAUCUCGCGAGCCCAACCGGUGAUGCUACCGCGCACGUCGCGUCUUAGAUCAUCUCGUUGACGUGUGGACUCGAUGCGGUGUGCGACAGGUGGUACUUUGACCGCCAUCGCGGAUGCGUAAAAAUCAGUUUUUUAUUUUUUCGCUUUUUCUUUUUCCACCUCUGUUUUAAAGAGUGUUCAUGGUAGAUGGAAGCGCUUGGAGUCUGCAGCAUGUUUGCAGAAAAAAAUUGGACCGUUGUUGAUAUCUUUUGUUUUUAACAUUUUUGCUGGUAAUUGGCUGUUGUUUUGAA
Messenger RNA from Phoenix dactylifera (date palm), 1284 nucleotides. It is a transcript of the gene NIMIN-2, whose product is annotated as NIM1-interacting 2. The record is from RefSeq and is a predicted model, not a curated record. Lineage: Eukaryota; Viridiplantae; Streptophyta; Magnoliopsida; Arecales; Arecaceae. Gene Ontology annotation, biological process: regulation of systemic acquired resistance.